Cephus cinctus (wheat stem sawfly) is the source of this 3586-nucleotide messenger RNA. RefSeq lists its product as uncharacterized. The coding region runs from base 405 to 3239 and encodes 944 amino acids. The record is from RefSeq and is a predicted model, not a curated record. Lineage: Eukaryota; Metazoa; Arthropoda; Insecta; Hymenoptera; Cephidae. The transcript has 18 exons.
ACAAUAAAUAGAAAGUGUAUCAAUUAAGAUGGAUCAUAUGGCGCUGUUAAGCACCUAUAAGAGUUCCGGAAAAUUCCGCUAGGGGCGUGGAACAAAAUUCAAGGCAAGUUAAAUUGAAAUUAUGGUAUAACGUGCAGAAUUGAUAUCCCUGUGCGUAUAAUUGCUAUACGCCAAGGAAAUCAAACGUGCUCAUUUUUAAAUAAAAAUGCUAUAAAGAAAAGUAAGAACCAAUAAAAUGAAAUGUUUGUAAAGCAGUGCCAGGUACGGUUUGAACUAUGCAUAGGAAUAGAGCACCAGUUUGAUAGAGUUAGCAGCAAGACAGGAGCUUAUUCAGUAUAAAUGAGUGUUUAUCAUUAUUAAAUAAUAAAACUUAUUGUAAAUAUAUAUGAAUCUAUUAUAUUACAAUGAUACGAUGUUGCGGAUAUAAUACACAUUGGACGAAUUGCAACAUGUUAUAUAUUAGAGGCUCAAUUUAUAUUUUCCUACUGAUUCCUUCAACAAUUUUUGCAAAAGUGAACUUGAAUGCGCGUCACAAUGGUGAAUAUCAGUCAAAGCAAAAAGUUGUAGGCGAUUUUGCCUGGACCAAGGAUGCAUUUGUGAAUGACGAGUGUAAAAAUGAACAUCAACCAGUAGUCGAGUAUUACUACUUAAACGGAAUGCAAUACCUGUUCUUUUCCGAGCGCGUCACCUGGGAAGAAGCUCGUUUAUUAUGUCCAAAGUAUAACGCAAAGCUUGCAAUCCUGGACAGCAUGGAAAAAGCAGUAGGAGUAGCAGAAGCCAUUGCAGAUUCAAAUAUAGUGAUGGAGGAUACCUGGCUGGCUGGACGCAGAGUUGACUUUAUAUGGACUUGGGUUGACGAUCAAGACGGGACUUGGAAGAAAAAUGAAAUUCCUAUGGACUCUGACAUUGACGAAUAUCCACCUUGGAGUAGGGAACCAACCAGACCUACCAAGGAGUGCCUUGCUAUGGAUAGGCGUGCUCAUUCCAUGCCUAAUUUUAUCGAUCUUGACUGUAGACUUCAGCGUCCAUUUAUAUGCGCCAAGAAACCCGAGGAAGCCGUUAAAACUCCUGUACCCUCAAGAUGGAUUAACGUGAAUAAGAAUACUUACAGUUUAUAUCACGCAAGAGUAACCUGGCACGAAGCUGCUGGUUUUUGUCGUUCACAGGGAAUGCGUCUCGCCGUUGUUAAGAAUCCUAGUGUCAUAGACAUCUUGACGAAGAGUAUGACCAAGGCAAGACCAGACUUUGAAACUGCUUGGAUUGGCGCACAUUUUUCUUAUGGUCAAUGGGUGUGGAUGGCUACUGGUGCCAUUUUGAAUUCUAUUACUGACGACAGUGGAUAUCCGCCAUGGCGAUUUGGACGACCUCAAAGAAACGAAGGUUGCUUACUCUUGGACAGACAUAUUGAAAAAAGCAUCAGCUUCGUGGAAACUAGCUGCGAUAGGAAACGGGAUUUUAUUUGUGAAGAAUAUGCUGAGGACGAAGAGGAUGACUGGUUGAACGAGCCUGUCAAAUUUACUCAUGAAAACAGUACUUAUAUAAUUUAUCCAAUGGAUAAGACUUGGAAUGAGAGUCGAACAUUUUGCAGUGAACGUGGAAGCGUACUGGCUUACGUGAAUAAUAUGAACACGACUAAUUUAAUAAUUGAAGCAAUGGGGGAUCAUCCCAGGGAAAUUUCUCAUAUUUGGAUGGGUGGAUUUUUUCAUACCGAAACUAAUAUAUGGAAAUGGAAGCACAACGAAAAUGUUAUUCCCAUCGAGAAGGAUAGUGAUGGAUUUCCGCCUUGGGCUUUGGUUGAUUUACGUAGUGAUUACAAGCGGGAAAGUUCGACUUGUUUGAAUUUAGAUCGCAGCGAUCACGUCAAGCCACAUUUCUAUGGACUUGACUGUAACAGCAAGCAACCGUUUGUCUGUAAAAUAAAGUGCGAAGAUCCUCCUCCUGUUAAAAAUGGCACGUGGACUUGUGCCACUACUUCUAGUGGAAAAGAAUGCUUUAUAACUUGUCAAGAAGGUACAAUGAUUAUGGGAAUAAAAAAUAUAAUCUGUACUAUUCACAGUGGUUGGACGAGUAGAGAAAAUUGGCUGGAAUUUCCUCUUUGCGUUGAAUCCAAGGAGUACACUACUCGUAUGAUACAUUCUUUGAAUUAUGAAAUCCAGAGAAGCGUAGGAUAUUAUAUUAUCCUGGAUCAUUCAAAUUUGAAAAUGCGUUCUAUCUCACUGUCACUCACUGAAAGAUUACAGACAGCAUUCCCUGUCAAUAAUGAUCUCAAAAUGGGUAUGAUUUCUCAAAUCGUUAGUCCACCUAUUCAUAUUCCACUCAAUCAAUCAGAUACUUGUAAUGUUCUGCAAAUCAUUCAAGAAAUGCAAAGUACUCUUGCAACGAAUAUUACUGCGUCUAAUGAGAUCAAUGCGACAUUGUUGUACAAUGACAUUUGGAUGUACAAUGGUCAAAAGACUUUGAUAAUUGCCAUCCUGGACUCAACGAGUGUCAAUUACACUGCUGAUGUUUUGACUCAAUUAAAGUUGGCAGGUCAUUACGUGGCAAUAAUUGGGCUUAGAGAUGAUUGGGAACUCUUGACACCUUUGGCAACGAUUGGUCUGAAUAAUCGUGCAAAUGUAUUUCUCUUUGAUAUCCCAGAACUGAUGGAAAUCAUUCAAGAGCUUUACAAAAUCAAGAAAAAAGCAACAAAAUGUGAACAACGAAUUACGACUGUUAAUAAAUUAGAGCAAGACACGGCGACUGUCCCUGUUGAAAUGCAUGCAAGGAAAAUGAUGAAUAACAUAUCAUCAUUGACCAACGACUAUUUUGAUAAAAAUGGAACCGUUUCUUCACCUAUAUCCAAUAUGGAUGUUACAACUGAAUCGUUAACAGGCUUGAAUGAUUUUGACAAAACAAUAGAUGCACAAUCAAAUGAGAGCACAACAAAGUCAUCAACGACUAUGGAACUGGUGUCAACUAGUAAAGACUUACCACAAGAGAUAUAUACUCAGGUGGAAAACAAUCGUCUGGUUUCCACAACAACAGAGAGCGAAGUUUCUGACAGAAGAACUGAAUUUUCAAAUCUGCAACUUUACUUGGACCGCGAUAAGAAAGAGACUAUUGAAGAUUCAACGGUAUCGAUUACAAGUUUACCAAAGGAAUUGCCAUUCGCACGAAUAUUUUCAUUAUCCGACGCAACAGACCAAACAGUCGAGUCAACUACAUCGACUCCAGUAAUGAAUGAUUCAGAAAAAAGGUAACAAAUAAUAAUCUACUAACUGAGAAAAUGAUUGUACUAUAAGAGCGACAAAAUUAUACGUAAGGAGCAAAAUAAAGAACAAACGAUGCAACUUUAGCGUAUGCAAUCUGUUGCUUUGUACAAUUUUCAAAAACAGAAUUGUUAGUAUUUCAUAAUUUUAUUAUCUUUUACGUUUCACCCGUCCGCCAUUCUCACAGAUAUACUACCAGUUGUGUCACACGCAAGAUUUUCUUUGGCACUUUAUUAUGUAAUAUAAAAAUUUUACGAAAAAUGUAUGUACAGAUUCUUAGAGUAGUAUGGCGUUAUCAAACAGUAAUGAUUUCAUAGAUUAAAAUGCCUACGUGGAAA